Messenger RNA from Closterium sp. Naga37s-1, 1659 nucleotides. The record is from the annotation of a GenBank genome assembly. NCBI's taxonomy places the organism in Eukaryota, Viridiplantae, Streptophyta, Zygnematophyceae, Desmidiales, Closteriaceae.
AUGCUAGGCACAGCGCAAAUCCCGGCGGGAUUAGCGGGAUCCAGCCCGUCUCCUAGUCCGGUGGAGCACAGCCUAAUUCCAAACGAGGAGAAGCGGGAGGGCGACUGCACUGGCAGCGACGAUGACGUGGAAAGCGAGGAGGAUGACGUGUAUGUCGGUCACCGCCAUAAACAGCCGCCACGUCGCUCGAUCCUAUCGGGACGGCUAGGGACGUUCGCGGCGAUGGUCAUGGCCGUCGCGUUCUUCUCAGUCGUCCUGGGGUUCGCCCUCGCCAUCUUCCUCACGUCCCACUCGCACGCCUCCUGCUCCGCGUUUGACGGAGGGGGAGGCCCUCCGCCGUCCCCCACAGGCGCGCUGGACGGGCAGCCCACAGUGAUCCUCGUGUCGUUUGACGGGUUCAGGCACGGGUACCACCUGAAAGCCGACACACUGAAUUUAAACAGGAUGCUGGCAGAAGGGACAUUCGCAGAGCACGGCAUGCUACCCGUCUUCCCCUCGCUCACCUUCCCCUCGCACCACUCCAUGGCAACCGGCCUCCUCCCCGCCUCGCACGGCAUCAUCGCCAACAAGUUCCGCCUCCCCUCCAACCCCAGCGACGUGUUCGCGCCUGGGAAUGUCGACCCCAGAUGGUGGCUGGGCGAACCCAUCUGGACCACUGUGAAUCGGCAGGGCUUGCAGGCGGCGACAGUGUUUUGGCCGGGCUCUGACGUGUCGCGACCUAAUUGGCCGUGCCCGUCGGACUACUGCCUGCAAUACAACGAGUCGAUGCCGUUUGAAGAGGUGGGUGGGAGUGAAAGGCGCAAUAGGGGGGAAAGGGGGGGAAAGGGUGGUGGGGAAUGGGGGGUAAAGGGAGAGAGGGGGGAAAGGGAAGGGGACUUAGAGUGGACCAAGUAUUGGCGUGGCUGGACAUGCCUGCGCCCCUCCGCCCCUCCUUCGCGCUCUACUUGGAGGAGCCGGACGAGAGUGGGCACCUGGGAGGGCCCUCCUUCCUCUCACGUCUCCUCCGCGCCCCGUCUUCCCCCCACCCCCCACACACAGAGAGUGGAUCGAGUGCUAGCGUGGCUGGACCUGCCAUCUCCCCUCCGCCCCUCCUUCCUCUCACUCUACUUGGAGGAGCCAGACGAGAGUGGGCACAAGGGAGGCCCGGACACGCCUCUGGUCGCUGCUGCAGUAAAGCGGGUUGAUGACAUGCUGGGGCGACUCUUGAAUGGGCUGGAUCAAAGGAACAUGACCAACGAUGUGAAUAUCAUGCUAGUGAGCGACCAUGGCAUGCUGGCCACAUGCAAGUCGCGAGUCAUCUCCAUUGAGCAAUUCGAGCCGUUCGUACCGGGCCUAUCCCCCGCCUGGAUCGACUUCAGCUACCCGCUUCUCGGCAUCUUCCUCCCGCAAACAGACUCGCAAAGCCGCCCAGGGUCUGCCGCCCAGGAGGUUCAGAUGGAAGCGGCAGAGGUGGUGGGGGCUAUGAGGAGGGCGAUUAAGGGCGGGGGCAUUGUGAAUGGAGAGGCGUUGAAGGUGUAUUUGAGGGAGGAAUUUCCUGCGGAGUUUGACUUUUCGGGAAGCGACAGAAUACCUGUGAGUAAUGAGACGUCUCAAAAGACAGUUGUGGUGGUUGGGGCUAUGAGGAGGGCGAUGGAGGGGGGGAGCAUUGUCCUGUGUUGA